Molecule: messenger RNA, 1423 nt
Organism: Anolis carolinensis (green anole)
Lineage: Eukaryota; Metazoa; Chordata; Lepidosauria; Squamata; Anolidae
Product: zinc finger MYM-type protein 1-like
Exons: 1
Coding region: 345-1316 (323 amino acids)
Source: RefSeq, a predicted model, not a curated record
CAUUGAAAUUUCUUUCAAAUGAUUGUGGAGAGUGGCCACUCAAAAUAAAUGACGAGGCACGGAAAAUACUUGUGGAAUGAGGACCUCAGCAAGUCAGAGGCAUAAAGUUUCCUAAGGACAUUCAUGGUAGAAAAUUUUCCCCAUUUCAUUAUACAAGGAAGUUGUGUAACGGAGAGCGUGUCAACAGAUAUUGGCUACAGUAUUCUGUAUCAAAAAAUGCAGUGUUUUGUAUUACUUGCAAAAUUUUUGGAAACGACACAUCCGUUCUUGCAGGUAGCCAAGGGUCUUCUGACUGGCGGAACUUGGGCAGGCUUUUGACCAGUCACGAGAAAUCCCGUCCUCAUAUGAAAAACCGUUCAUCUUGGCAUGAGCUCUCUCAGCGUUUGCAUUUAAACAAAACUAUCGAUGCAGAGCAUGAAAGACUUAUUAAUGCUGAAAUUAAACAUUGGGAUCAAAUUCUGAAACGCUUGCUAUGUGCUACACGGUUUUUGGGGGUUCAAGGAUUGGCAUUUAGAGGGACAAAAGAUGUUCUAUUUCAACCUAAUAAUGGCAACUUUUUAAAAUUGGUAGAACAUAUAGCACAGUUUGAUGAUCCAAUGGCUGAACAUGUGAGAAGAGUCACUUCCAAAGAAACACAUGUCCACUAUUUAAGCAAACAUGUCCAGAACGAGUUUAUUGCUUUCUUGGCAGGCAAGGUCCAGAAUAAUAUUUUGCAACAACUACACGAGGCAACAUAUUAUUCUAUUAUAUUAGACUGCACUCCCGAUAUUAGCAACACCGAACAAAUGACAUUGGUGGUUAGAUUUGUUACAUGUAAAGCAAAUGAAGAUGUUUCAAUUACGGAACAUUUUUUAGGCUUUGUUCCUGUUGCCAAUCCUUCAGGUGAAGGUAUGACAGAAAUAUUACUCCAAGAGCUGGAAGCACGACGUAUUCCGUUAAAAAACAUGAGAGGCCAGGGCUAUGAUAAUGGUUCUGCAAUGAAGGGAAAACAUGUUGGAGUCCAGAGGAGGAUACUUGAUUUAAAUCCUAGAGCCUUUUAUGUACCAUGUGAAAACCACUCCCUGAACUUGGUCGUAAAUGAUGCAGCUAUGUCUUGCAAGAUUGCAGCAGACUGUUUUGCCACCGUACAAGACCUCUAUAACAUUUUUUCAGGUUCCCCAGUAAGAUGGGGUAUUUUGUUGAAGCAUGUUUCAACUCUCACACUCAAACCACUUAGCAGUACUAGGUGGGAAAGUAGAAUCGAAGCAGGGGGUUGGACUAGAUGGCCCAUGUGGUCUCUUCCAACUCUACUAUUCUAUGAUUCUAUGAUUCAUUGAUGCCUUUGAGGUUCCAUAUUGAAGAAGUAUAUGAUGCCUUAUAUGAAGCUUCUCAUGAUCAGAAAUUUGAUGCACUUACUAGGAGGCGUGCUGGUGCUCUUUUAAAA